AUUCACAUAUUCACCAAUGUAGUAACUGUCACAUUUCAUAAUUGGGGAUUAGUUUUUUCGUUGAACUAAAAGAAGUUUAUUUUAUUCAGUUGAUUAUUGUGUAAUAAUGAUAUAAAUGAAUAAGGUUUAGAAAAGAAUGAAAAGAAUCAUACACUUUGUUAGAUUCUCAAUUGUUCUACAAGAAAUCUAUUCACAAUAAAGAAAAUAAAUAAAUAGACGAGUUCUUUUUGUUGUUGCUAACUAUCACCUCAACAAAAAAGUAAGGAGAGUCAAUUAAUUUAAUCAUGAAAUUUAAAUUUACUCUCCUUACAUCAUGGACACUAUUACCAACGUCCAUACCAAAUACUGAUUGUGAAGAUAAUGAAGCAAUAUUAUUUGCACAAUACUUAACUGAAUAUACAGAGAAUAAAUAUGGUUUAAAUGUAUUUUGGCCAAGACAACGUGGUGAAGCAUUUUUGCAUAAUUCAUUCAAUUCAUUUGAAGAGAGAUUUUUAACACAUUCUGAAUAUGCAUUACUCAUUGUAUCUGGUCAAAAUGCAUCAUGUUUAAAUUGUAUUUAUCCAAGAUUUCUUGUAUUUUUAACAGCUAAAAAAUCAUGGACUGAAAGAAUUUUAAUAAUUUUUUUAAAACAACCAACAUAUUUAGUAAAUUUCGAUUUAAGUUUAUUAAAACAUCCACCAAUUUUAUUCAAUGAUGAUUCAACUAAUCAGUGGAUUCAUGACCAAGAAUCAUGGAUGAAAGUAGCAGAACUAAUAAAAAAUAGAUAUAUUCCGUCAGUUAAUGAUAAUUUAUCAAGAUAUCUAUUUACGCCCAGAGAAUAUUACAUUAGUCGAUGGAUGUCUGUCACGGAUCUACGUGGACAACCAUUAGCUGUAAGAAUAACUAGUACUGGUCAAAGUGACUCGACUCCAACGAGCUGGUCUGAUCUCAGUGGUAUUGAACCAAUCAACGGAAUAAAAUGUGUUUUAGACCCGAUAUAUCCUAUUGGACAACGUCUAAGCCAAUCAGCAUCUGUGUUUGAACAUUCACCCACACAAACUCGUGACAUUACGCCUAAUCUACAUUUGCAUGUAAACAAUUUUAAUCGUAUUAGAAGAGUUAGUUCAAGAUGUUUUACACGAAAGCAUCAAUACAAUACAGUAUUUGGAUUAGAUCCUUGUUGGUCAACUUUAUCUGGAAGUCAAUUAAACGUUAUUAACAAUAAUAGUGGAGUUAAAUGUCAAAUUGAAGAAACAUCACAUUAUGAAAAUUUAUUGGAAAAACGUAGUAAACAUAACGUUGAAAUCGACCUUAUUUGUAAAGAAAGUCAAAUGUGUAUUCCGCAAAAACAAUCGAAAAUUAAAUCGUGUGAAUUUCUAAAUGAAUCUAUAUUGUCUUGUAAAUUAUCGAACCGUAUUAAUAAAUCAACCGGUGUUAUCAAUGAUGGCUCAGAGUACAGUAAUGUCAUUACAUCAAAUCAUACAAUAAAACAUCAUCAAAGAAAGGUUAAAUUGUCACCUAAAAAACAUUUCCUAUUCAAAGAACUAGAUCAUAUCUGUAUACCAUCAAAAAAGUUUAUAAAACUAUUUAAAUUCAAACGUAAAAAAGAUGCUCAUUCUAUUAGUGAGAAAUUUGGAACACAAUCACAAUUAGAACUAGCUAAAUCUGUAAAAACCUUAUAUGAUGUUGGACAAAGUUUACUUGAAAAUUCAGGAGAUAGUGUAAGUAAUCUGAACAUACUUGAAAUUCAACAACAACAACAACCAUCAUGUUCAUACAGUACUACUGAUAAAUUUAAUCUAAGUUGUUUAAGUAUCCACAUAGAUGUGGAGGAACAACCUAUCAAAGAUACAAACAAUGAUGAUAUUUUUCACCAGUCACAAUGUUUACAAGUCACACCGACUCAAUCAGCGGACUUCUCUGACUCUGGAUUAUGGAGUAUGAGUCAAAUGGCUACUGAAGAUUGUACUAAUUCACUACAACAACAUCUCAUAUCAUGUUCAGAGAGUCCAGUAUUCCAUUAUUACACCAAUAGUGACAAUAAUGAUUAUAAUAAUAGUGAUCAAACAAAUGAGAUACGAUUACAGAAAUCAAUCACAAGUCCAACAAAUGAAUCAAAGUUUGCAGAGAUAAGACUAUCACCAUGGUCAUCGUUAGAAAUAGGAGAUGGUCAACGGAGUAAAGAAUUCAAAUUAGAAAAAUCAAAUCAACCUACUGAUGCUACUACUACUAUUACUACUACUACUAAUAAUAAUAACACCAAUACUACAACUAAUAUAUCAAAUGAACAUGGAUUAACUUGUAUUCCUUUGAACCAAAAAGCCGGUGUGCAAAAUGAUACAUUUUUAUUAUUAAACUGUAAUUCUGAACAAUUCGUUAAAGAUCAACUAUCAAAUCCUUCAGUUAGUAAUAUAAACGAACUUAGAACAAGUGAAGCUUUAAAAUUAUGUAAUAAUGAUAAUAAUAAAAAUGUAACUCACAACUUUAAUGGUCCUGUGAAAAGCCAAAUGUCUUGUACACUGAAUUUGAAGCCUUUUAGUUCAAAUUCAACCUCUUUCGAAGAGAGUAAAAAUGAUAAUGAAUCAUUACACUCUCGUAUUUCGAAAUCAAAACAAAAUUCUCCUCAAGAAAAUUAUGUUUCGUCAAUUUAUCUUUCGAAAACACAUAAUAAUAAUAGUGACAACGCAUCCUCUAAAGAUUUUACACAACUUUCGACUUUUCAACAAAAUUCAGUAAUUUCGCGAAUUGUGCAAAAUAAUAGUAUGUUGUCAGAGUACAGUUUACCUUAUAGAAUAUCUACAACAUAUGAUGUAAUUCAGAUAUUCCCUACUACAAAAAUAUAUGAUAUAAAUAAUAAAUCUGAAAAUAAUUUGUCCACUGUGAAAGUUACUGAUUAUAAACGAUCUAUCGGCACUCAUUUAAUAAACAAUAAUGGUAGUUUGGAUGUGGAUCCCCUUCAAAUAAAUCAAGAUAUCAAAGGGAUUAUGAGAUACCCUACAUUAGAACAACAAAAUCCCUACUCUAAUGAAUCAACUCCGUUGAAUACGGAUCAAAUGAUGAUGAUCAAUUCACAAAUAGACAUUAACGUUAACUCUUCCAAGGACUUAUCAUUAAUUAGUGUAGAAUGUGAGAAUAAUUCGACAUUUGAUUCAGAUAUUAGACAAAAUAUGAAUCCCUGCGUUAUAAACAACAUAAAAACUUUAAAAAAGUCGUUGAUGGAGUCAGAAUGUACAACUCACUUGCCAAUAUCAUUGAGUACUGAUACAUCUGAAAAUAACCAUUAUUUAAAUAAAAGUUUCAUUCAGUCACUGGACAAUAAUGCGGAAAACCCUGAAUACCUUAACGUUGUUACUGACCAUCAAACUAACCAAUUACAAGUUACAAAUAAAUGUUUGCCAAAGCAGCCCAAUGAACAAUUGACAACGACGCGAAUUAUUGAGGAUAUCACAGAAUUAUCGUCCGCCCACGUUUCUACAUUAUUCAACCAACAAAGGAGGGAUCCAUUAAUUAUUCCUGAUCAUGCACAUGAUGUACACAUAGAUGAACGAUUAAGUGUCGGUUCACUUAACGGGUCCAUCAGUGACCAAUUAGCGAAUGAUCACUCAGUGCCGUCAACCGAGGUGAAACAAAUCUUUUCAUCUAUUACGGAAACAUCACAUGAAGAUAUGAAACCAUUAUAUUCGAAAUCAGAUUUGAAUAAUACCCGAACCUUGAAUGACAAUUAUUUGUUGGAUAAUUCAUGUCAAAAUUGGAUGAUGGCGUUAUCAAAUGAGCUUACCAAUAGGAUAGAUGAUUCAUCGGAAACGAAAUAUGAUUUUGAUCAACUAACCAAAGGAAUGUCAAAUGACAGCAAAAAACUGUCCACUGAUCUUGAAAUCAACAAAUUACCAACCGAGAAAAAAGUUUCUUCAGACGAAAUAAGUCAGUCGUUGACAAUUUUACAACCCCAUAAUGAAAACGUAGAAGUUUCAUGCAAUAAGCUUCAUACACCUACUAAAUAUCAUAACAGAAAGUUUUCCUUGAACGAGGAGGAUAUUUCCAUUGAUGUCAGCUCGACCAAAGGUGACCAUUUACAAGAUCCACAUGAUGAACAGACUAAUAGUGAGCAACCCUUUGUGACUGGUACCGCUGAAUCGAUAUCUUCAAAUGUUAAUACAUAUUAUACGGAUGGAACGAAUUUCUACGUUACUGAACCGUUAUAUGAGAAUACCACAAUCGAUUUGACAAACCUAACUCAGUCAGUAAGAAAAUUAUCGAUUAGCCCUGAUAGUCUCCAUAAUAAUGUACUGGAUAUCGACGCUCAGUUUAAUAAAGUCAUUAAAAUAGAGAAUGGUCUUAUUGACUCUCGAGUUAAGGAUGUUUUGCAAAAGUGUUCGUUAAUGGACAUGAACACUUUGCCAACUAUAAUUGACACAGUAAGUUCUUCAUCCAUACAAGUUCCAUUAUUAAUCAAAAAUAAGCCUGUAAAUUGUUUAAUUAACAAUAUCAUAUUAAAUGAAGACAGUUUAACUGCAGAAAUGAAAUUAUUAACCACACUAAAUAAAUUGCUGAGUGAUUACACAAUUACCGACUAUCCACUCGAAGAGAAGAAUACAUCGAGUCUGUUGUCAUCUUCAAAUACAAAUAACUAUUCUAGACUGAAGAUGGAUCAUGAAACUAAGAAUCAUUUCAAAAAACCAUUUUUUGACGUGCCUUUAGAAAAACAGUUUCACCAUGGAGAUCUUGAGAACAUCACUGCACCCAGCAACAAAAGACAUAAUGACAGCUUACAAACUACUAGUAAUGAUUUUGUUCCACCGAAAAAUUCAGGUGAAUUCCACGAGUUAGAACAAACUAUUGAAGACACUCCAGAUUAUAAUGAUAACGAAUAUUAUCCAAAUACAUUGACCUCGUCUGAUAAUCCCAUGACAAUAGAACCUAUUACAACUACAGGUACUACCGUUGCUCAGUCUCCAAACCAAUCUACUACAAAUUCAAGUUCAUUAUCAAAUGUAAAUGAUAAUCUUGGAAAUGAUACUUUCACAGAACACUCUUCAUUAUUUCCCAUUGAUUCAGUAAAACAGUUUAACGUUUUGAAAGUAUCAAUACCAGAUAAUACAGACGGUUCAAUAUUCAAAAAAUCUGUCAGUAUGAUUCAUAAGGAAACUAGAGAUAAUGCUGGACGGUUGAUUAGUCUGCUCGAAAAGGAUACAAAAUCUACUAAUCAGUUAGAUUUAACAUCCAAGGAUGUAUUUAUCGAAAAUAAACAUACAUGUACAGUCCCAUUGAUUGCAUCUCAUCAUGAAGAGGACUGUCAUCAACCACGUAGCAUCGACUUGUCUGAGAAAACUGUUAACUUACUAGGAUUUGAUGACUCUUUCUUAACUGGAUUACUGCAAGCAACUGACGAAGAUUUACUUUGGACCAAAAUUAACCAUUUGCAGUAUCCACAUGACCAGAGAACUAAUAGUGAGAAGUCGUUUAUGAAUACUACCGCCGCAUCAUUAUCUUCAAAUGUAAACAAAUAUUGUUCGGACGGAACGAGUCUCAGUGUUAUCGAGCCUCUAAGUGAAAAUUGCUUAAUCGAUGUAAAGAAAUUAAUUCAACCUAUUCAUAAUAAUAAUACAUUCAAUACUGACACUCGAUCAGAGUUUACUAGUCAGUUAUAUGUGACAUAUAAAGAUGAAUUUAUUGAGGAUAAUCAUGCAUGUACAAUUUUAUUGAUCACAGCCUAUAAAGAAGAGGACUAUGGUCCGAUGUAUGGCAUCAAUUCGCCUUCAAAAGCGGUUGAUUCACUAGGAAUUGAAAACUCUUCAUUAUCUAGAUUACUUGAAAGAAAUGCUGACAACGAUAACGAUUAUAUGGCUAGUGAUGCUACUACUACUACUACUCCAAGUGUUGCUCCUAAUGAUGACACCGUACCACAUGAUUUAAUUAUAUCUCCUACAUUUACCGAUAAAACAAAUAUAUUAUUAUCUAGUGAUAUUUCAGAUAAUAUUGAACUUAAGUUUGACAACGGUUUAUCUUCACUACCACCUAGUCGAGAUAGUGAACAUUCAUUGAAUAAUUCACUAAAUAAUUCCUUGGAGUUAGAUUUCAGGUCAACAAUAAAUAAACUGUAUUCUUUAAUGCAAUAUGAAUAUGAGUUUACCGAUAACAAUAAUAAUUAUUGGAUUGAUCCUGGUAGUUUAAACGAAGAUGUUGAAACUAUAGCACAGCCAAUGAGAUCGAUUGCAACUGAAAACUCUUUAGAACAGCCAGAAUGUACAUUGAGUAUUUAUAAUACACCAUCACAACAGUUAUCAGUAGUACCAACAGCAGCAGAAGCAGCAGCAACAACAACAACAUUAACAGCAGUACAAAAUCCGGUUCAUCCAAUCAAUGAGAUUUAUAUUGAUGAAGACUAUAUUGCUCAUUUGUCAUUAGAUGAUAAAAAUACGAAAGGUAUUCUGGAACCUAAGAUUGAUAAAAAUAAUGAAGAACACAAAUCAAAUCAACGUUUUAAAUUCACUUCAGGAGCUUACAAUCUUUUUACUUCAGUUUUCAAUUUGGGUAAGUUUGGUUUUUGGAGUUUAAUAAAAUUUCUAUUAUUCCUAUCUGGUAAUCUGUUUUUUUCACAUUGUCAACCUAUGAAAUCAGAUCCAAAUGUGUAAAAGUUGUGUUCACCCUCUGUUUCCGUCUAAUUUUUUUCGGACAUUUCGGACAGUAGUCUUCUUUGUUUUACGUGUAUAUCUCAUAUUUAGAUUUAGUUCAAACCGAUUCCUCUCUUGUUGUAAAAGUGUUAGUGUUAUGAGUGAGAUGUCAGUCAAUAUUUUGAGAAGUGAUUCGCUAAUUUAGAAUCCUGUAACAUUUCUCUAACCCACGUACACUAUUUCGGCUAUCACCUAGUAUCCUAAGCUUUGACCAUUUAUACUCUCCGAUUGACGAGGUUAAGCUUGAGUUGAGUUUGAUAAUAAUCUUAACUUUUAUUAGUCUAGAACGGUUGUCUUGGUUCCAGCCUAGUCUUUGGUUCUGUAAUAGAAGGCAGAAAGAAGCGCAGGAGUGUAUUUUAUGUGGAUCGGUUCAAAAGGUAAUAUAGAUUUAUUUCCUGAUUUCAAAUCUACAUGAAUAUGUAAUUAUAAUAUACGCGUAACUACUUCAAAAAUGAAAGAGAAUAGAGCAAAAAGGUAGAUAACUAAUUAGCCAUAAUUAAGGAAUAGUAAAACGUACAGAAAUAGUUAAUGGGUUCAGUGAACGCCUAUAAUAUGGACUAUAUAAAAAUACAAAAAUACAGUUAUUAAAUAAUUACAUAAUGAAAAUGCAAAUAAUGAUAGUCCGUAAAAUAGUUCAGAAAGUUCAUUCACAAUAUUUACUAAGUCACAAUAAUUAAGUUGGUAACUUGAACUUGUUUGUUUUUGCGAUAGGUCCUUCUUUGAUUACGACUGGCCAAAUGAAUAAAUUAUGUCUAUCCUUUGAAUGGAUGCUUAUGGAAAGUUUUGUAAUAUACAUAACAGACAGUGGUCCAACGAUACUUGAUUUUCAAUAUUAUUAUGAUAUUUUCUAGCAAUCAAAAGGUUUAUGUUAGAUGCAUGUUGUAAAUUCAUUCUGAGAUACUGGAAUGGAUGUAAAUACUUUCAAGUCAGGAAUUGAAAAGAUAUCUCUGUGUAACUUGUUUUUUUGCAACUGUGGAAAAUAUUACUACUUAAUUACGUGUGUUCACAGUUUUCAUAAGAUGAAUGAUAACUGGCAUUAGGCUUUAGGAUAACACAUGAAUAGGUAGAAAUUUACCAUAAACUGCUUUCAAUUAGCUCCGUAGUGUAAUAAAUAAUUACCAACCAAUACAAGAUAUUCCGAAUACCACAGUCAAAAGCCCCAUCUAAAGGUCACCAGGAAGCUUUACCAAUUUUGAUACAGAAUGAAAACAUUGUAAUCCUCCGACCUGACAGAGGCUGUGGUAUAGUGAUGUGUGCGAAUCAAGUAAAUGUGAUCCUAAAUAUUUCUAUAAGAUUGAUUAUUGAUCAUUCGGAGGAAGAUAUGACUGAGGCAGCAGAACAACGUGUUACAAAGAAAUUAAAAAAGCUUCUAAAAAGGAAACUGAGUGAUAAUAUCAUAUGUAAUCAGUUGAAACCUGGAGGAUCCGGGUUACCUGAUUUGUAUGGAAUACUAAAAAAUGAAUCUGAUGUUCCUGUCAGACCAUUAUUAUCAAUGAUUAAUUCUCCAUUUCACACUUUUGCUCGUUGUUUGGUCAGUAAAUUAGAACCAAUCUGUUCAAAGCUAUCUGUUCACAGAUCAAAAGACACCUUUCAAUUCACUCAACUUCUAGAAAAAAGUGGACCUUUCUGAUAAAUUCAUGAUUUCUUUUGGUGCAUCAUAAUUAUUUGCCAUUAACCCAUUGGAAUAAACUAUGCAAAUAAUAUAUCAACACGCUGACCUACUCGUUCUACAAGAGGAUGAAUUUGAAUAGCUUCUGCCAAUGUGUAUCAAUGAUAUUCGAUUUCCGUUUAAUAACCUCUUAUAUCGUCAGAUUGAUGAAUCGGCUAUCGGUAGCCUACUUGGUCUGAUCCUGGCAAAUUUCUUUAUGAGAAACCCAGAACAGAUAGUAGCGAAAUCAGUAAUCAAUGAUACAUCGUUGUACGUUAAGUAUGUUGAUGACACAUUUUGUGGACUGUAAUGAUUAUCAGCAUGCUUCUCAUAUACUGGAAAUCUUCAGUGUGGCAAACGCAAAUAUUAGGUUUACAGUGGAACAUGAACGUGAUAAUGUGCUUCAUUUUUUAGACCUUGGUAUGAAGCGUAAUACAAAUAGUCGAUUGGAGAGAAAUAUUUAUCGAAAGGACACAUGGAGUGGACUAUGCUCAAACUUCGAUAGCUUCUAAAUUCACUUGGUGUUAUUUACUUGUAUCUUCCUAUUGUUAUUUGGGACUGCAAUUGAUUAGUCUCUUGUUGGCAUAUGUGUAUCCUGCGCGGAUUGCCUCAAUAUAGCCUUAAAUCACGAAAUUUUUAAGCAAUGAUGGAUAGUGGUUAGCAGUGGAACUCAGUUUGAUGCGCGUUUCGUCCUAUUUGGGACUCGUCAGUUGGAUGUACCUGCAUCCCAGAGUUGACGUUCAUUCCAGGACUCGGGACUCCAACCCAAUACCAUUUGCUUCAGGUGCCAUCGCGUUAUUCACUUAGAUGUCAUUUAGACAAUGACUUCACCUAACUAUCUAUAUCUAAUUGUGUUCUAUCAAUUUAUAAAUAUUCUCUUAUGCUAAUUAACAUAAAGCAUUAAAAUAGAUAAUUAUCACAUUAAAAAAUCACUGUGCAU
Messenger RNA from Schistosoma guineensis, 9238 nucleotides. The record is from the annotation of a GenBank genome assembly. NCBI's taxonomy places the organism in Eukaryota, Metazoa, Platyhelminthes, Trematoda, Strigeidida, Schistosomatidae.